UUAUAGCAUGUUUGUGCAUGAAGUAAAGGAGUGGGAGGAGUGCUGGAGAGGAAAGGAAAUGAGAGCAUGAGGCAGCGAUCUAAGUUGAAGAAGUGGGACAAACAUCUUCAGAGAGCAAAAUAAAAGACCCAUGGAGUUUAUUGUUUGAAUCCGAGACUGUGGAAAACUGGAAAUGUGCAAUUAAUAGCAGGAGCAGAUCAUUCAAUUCUGUCUCAGCAGCUCACUUUAUGUUGCAGGUAUACCAAGUUUUGGAGAGGAAAUAUACAGAUGAAAAGAUGCACCUUACCUGAGUUGCCAUCAACGCUCUUCUCCCUCAUCCAUUACCCUUGACCUCUCACCCAUAUCUCUAAGUCACCAUCCCAUCAUGACCUUGCUGUGCCGCGGACGCCUGAAGAUUUUAGUCGCAUCUUUAACGACCAUUGUGCUCCUUACCGGACUCUACCUGCUGUCUGAGAACCUGGAGAAUCGUCAGUCCCUUUUCCUUCUUCCUUGUUUGGUGGAUACACCAGCAUCUCAGUUCUUGGAACGAGCUAUCCUCGAGUCACGGGUUCGAAAGGUGGAAGAAGAGAACAGGCAGAUCAGACUACAGCUUAGCCAGUCACAGAACACUGCUACCCAGUCAGCUGAGAGGAACUAUGGCAACCAGCCAUGGGGUGCCUCAGCUGACAAUGGACCAGAGGAUGGGUACAACACAGUGGAAGAGAAGAACAACCACACCGAGUGUCCAAGAAUUCCUGCUGUCCAGAAGUGUGAGGUAAUACAUGUCGCCUGUGUUUGCGCUGGACACAAAACUAGUAGAGACAUGGUCACACUAGUCAAGUCUGUCCUCUUUCACAGGAGAAAUCCUCUUCACUUUCAUUUAAUCACUGAUGCUGUGGCCAACCAAACUUUGAGCACCCUAUUUCAGUCAUGGAUGGUCCCUUCUGUGCAAGUUAGCUUUUAUGAUGCAGAAGAUCUCAAGUCGGACGUAUCAUGGAUACCAAACACUCAUUACUCAGGUAUUAACGGCUUGAUGAAGCUGACUCUAACCAAAGCCCUGCCACAUGAUCUGUCAAAGGUCAUUGUCUUGGAUACAGACAUCACAUUUGCCACUGAUAUUGCUGAGCUCUGGGGUAUUUUCAGGAAGUUCACAGACAAACAGGUCAUUGGUCUUGUGGAGAACCAGAGUGAUUGGUACCUUGGAAAUCUGUGGAAAAAUCAUAGACCGUGGCCUGCACUUGGCCGAGGCUUCAACACAGGUGUAAUUCUCCUAUACCUGGAGCGAUUGCGACAAAUUGGAUGGCCGCAGAUGUGGCGUCUGACAGCAGAGAGAGAGUUAAUGAGUAUGCUCAGUACAUCUCUGGCUGAUCAGGAUAUCUUCAAUGCAUUCAUAAAGCAGAACCCAGCCUUGGUCUACAAGUUGCCCUGCUUCUGGAAUGUUCAGCUGUCUGAUCACACCCGCUCCGAACUGUGCUACACUGAGGUUUCUGACCUCAAGGUAAUCCACUGGAACUCUCCAAAGAAGCUUCGUGUGAAGAAUAAGCAUGUGGAGUUUUUCAGGAACCUUUACCUGACCUUCCUGGAGUAUGAUGGGAACUUGUUGCGGCGGGAGCUAUUUGGCUGCUCGAGUCAAGCUAGUCCAGAGAGCAUCCAGUUGCAGACUGCUCUGGAGGAGCUGGAUGAGGAUGAUCAGUGUUAUGACUUCCGCCGUGAGCGACUCACCGUUCACAGGGUCCAUCUUUACUUCCUGCAGUAUGAAUAUACACCCACAGAGGAUGGGAAUGAUGUCACUCUUGUAGCUCAACUUUCUAUGGAUAGGCUGCAGAUGUUGGAGGCCAUUUGCAAGCACUGGGAAGGGCCCAUCAGUCUGGCGCUAUAUAUGUCUGAUGCAGAAGCUCAACAGUUCCUCCGCUAUGCUCAAGCCUCAGAGGUUCUGAAAAACCGAAAGAACGUUGGCUAUCAUAUUGUUUAUAAGGAGGGACAGUUCUACCCUGUCAACCUGGUGAGGAAUGUUGCCCUGAAGAAUGCAAACACUCCCUACGUUUUCCUGACGGAUGUGGACUUCUUACCAAUGUAUGGUCUCUAUGAUUAUCUCAGAAAAACUAUCACACAAUUCGACAUGGCAAACAACAAGAAGGUUCUUGUGGUUCCAGCUUUCGAGACACUGCGUUAUCGCUUGUCCUUCCCCAAAUCUAAAACAGAGCUUCUCUCCAUGCUGGACAUGGGGACACUCUACACCUUCAGGUACCAUGUGUGGCCUAAAGGCCACGCUCCUACCAACUACGCUAAAUGGAGGACAGCCACCACACCAUAUAAAGUUGACUGGGAGGCAGAUUUUGAACCUUAUGUUGUAGUGAAACGACAUUGUCCGGAAUAUGAUCAGCGCUUUGUGGGCUUUGGCUGGAACAAGGUUUCCCAUAUAAUAGAGCUAGACGCACAGGAGUAUGACCUUAUGGUUCUACCGAAUGCAUUCAUGAUCCACAUGCCCCAUGCGCCAAGUUUUGACAUCUCCAAGUUUCGUUCUAGCACUAGCUACCGCGACUGCCUGAAGACCCUGAAAGAGGAGUUCCAUCAAGACUUGUCCAGGAAGUAUGGCUCAGCUGCUCUCAAGUACCUCACUGCUCAGAGGAACAUUUGAACAAUGCUGUCAGUCAUAAAGAGCUCGUACAUAUAUUGAUUUGAUGCUCUGCGAUGGCCAGCACCAAGUUGCAAUGCAAUGGUAAAGUUUGAUACCCCUACCAGACAUUGUUGGGCCUCUGAGCUGGACUUAUUGUGAUAGGACAAGGCGAACGUUCAACAUGAUGGUAAAAUCCUGAUGUGUAGGAUUCACUGGUCUGAUCCAGGUUUGAUACUGAAAGAAUUAGCUUGAAAGCGUGACUGAAAACAAAAAUGACAAUCAGGAAAAUUCCAGGUGGACAUGAUCCAAUCUAUUCCCAUGGACACCUAGUUCAAGAACAGCAAACAAAGCAGCACAGAGGUGUUUGGAGGGUUAUUUAGACGAAGUGAAUUGGGUUGUGGAAGUCAGUCAGAGUGGAGGAAAUGUUUACACCUUAUGACUUUGUACACAAUUUAGUAAGAUAUUAAAUAUUUUCAUAUGUACACUCUAAAUAUAAGCAGAUUAAUUUAUAGAAGUGAGAGAUGGUUAAUUCACUAUUGUUUUUGAGACCUUUAAAAUAUGAUCCAUUCAAGGCCAGUUUAAUUAUCUAAGUCUAUCUUUUAGCUUCAGGGACUGUCUGGGUGUGUCUGCAUGUGUGUGUAUACUAUACUAUAGAUGCCACACACUGCUAAUACUCUUCAUCAGAGUUAGUCUGGUUAUGUAUGAAUCACUCAGCGAAUUUGCUUAAGCUUCUGCAGAACAAAUGAAGAACAAUAAGUAUAAUUAUAUCCUUACAGGUGAAGUAAGAAGCCAGACAAAGCAGCAGUGAUUGGGAACAACUCACAAUAAAAUUAGUACAGUCCAGAAGCUGUUAUAGUACGAACGAUAAGAUGGUGCUUAGUUACCUGUAUAUUUUGCAUUAUGUCUAAUUCACUGGAUAUGUGUAAUCUACUGAACCCAUUUUUAAGUGGAAUUUAAAUUGCAAAGCACAUUUAUAAAAACAGAACACAAAUUUUUAGCCUAAUGGACCGAAUGCUUCAUAUUCAACUAGAUAAUUGUUUGUUUUCUAGUCAGUAUUGCACAGUUUCAUUACUCAUUAUUAUUCAUUAUUUCAUGUUCAUUAUAUCAUUAUAUCAUGUUCAUUAUUUUAAAGUGUUACAAAAUAUUCGUAAUUAUUGG
Messenger RNA from Syngnathus acus (greater pipefish), 3754 nucleotides. Its product is annotated as LARGE xylosyl- and glucuronyltransferase 2. Gene Ontology annotation, biological process: protein O-linked glycosylation via mannose. Gene Ontology annotation, molecular function: xylosyltransferase activity; glucuronosyltransferase activity. The transcript is spliced from 15 exons. Lineage: Eukaryota; Metazoa; Chordata; Actinopteri; Syngnathiformes; Syngnathidae. The coding region runs from base 365 to 2617 and encodes 750 amino acids. The record is from RefSeq and is a predicted model, not a curated record.